This is a messenger RNA of Dendronephthya gigantea, 3340 nucleotides long. RefSeq names its product protein HIRA-like. Gene Ontology annotation, cellular component: nucleus; HIR complex. Gene Ontology annotation, biological process: regulation of DNA-templated transcription; chromatin remodeling; DNA-templated transcription. Bases 174 to 3059 code for a protein of 961 amino acids. The record is from RefSeq and is a predicted model, not a curated record. Gene Ontology annotation, molecular function: protein binding; nucleosome binding. The transcript has 32 exons. NCBI's taxonomy places the organism in Eukaryota, Metazoa, Cnidaria, Anthozoa, Malacalcyonacea, Nephtheidae.
GAUGGCGUCUCACGAGGAGUGAAAAUUUGAGGAAAUUUCUAACCGUAUACUUUCCAAGUUUUCUGGCAAUCGAAGUGAUGCAGCUUCACUGCAUUGGGUGGAAUUGAUAGUUUAGAAGCGUGUAAAAAGUAAAAUGAGGUUUGAUUGAGGAAUCUGUCUUGUUGAGAGAGGAAAUGAGACUUUUAAAACCAGCAUGGGUCUCUCAAGAGGGAAAACCAAUUUAUUCUGUGGAUAUUCAUCCUGAUGGGUCUAGAUUUGUUACAGGAGGUCAAGGCGAUGAUGCAGGCAAAGUGGUUAUCUGGAACAUGGCACCAGUUCGUUCUGAAGCCCAGGAGAACAAUAAAGAAAUCCCUAAACUUCUUUGCCAAAUGGAUAAUCAUUUAGCUUGUGUCAACAGUGUUCGGUGGUCAUGCAGUGGUACGUAUCUGGCAUCAGGUGGUGACGAUAAACUAAUCAUGAUCUGGCAAACCGGCCGAUAUUUGGGUAUUACCUCGAGUUUCGGCAGUAAGGCGAUGAAUGUGGAACAAUGGAGGUGUGUUCAUAUCUUGAGAGGUCAUACUGGUGAUGUCCUAGACCUUUGCUGGUCGCCUGAUGAUUCAAUGUUGGCCUCGUCCAGUGUGGAUAACACCGUCUAUAUAUGGAAUGCCCAGAAGUUCCCUGAGGUUACAUCUGUACUAAAGCAACAUUCCGGCAUGGUAAAAGGGGUCACAUGGGAUCCUAUAGGAAAGUAUAUGGCCUCACAAUCGGAUGAUAAAUACUUGAAUGUUUGGCGGACCUCAGAUUGGCAACUUGAGACCCAGAUUAGCGAACCUUUUGAGGAGUGUAGUGGUACCACUCAUGUCUUGAGACUUGGCUGGUCACCUGAUGGCCAUUAUGUUGUUUCUGCACAUGCAAUGAACAAUCGGGGACCAGUUGCUAAGAUUGUUGAGAGAGACGGAUGGAAGUGUCGUAUGGAUUUUGCUGGCCAUCGAAAGGCUAUUACGGUUGUGAGAUGGAAUCCCAGGCUUUUUACAAGAGCCUCAAGCAAUGAUUCCACAAAACUGAAGCAGUUCUGUUGUUGUGCUAUUGGCAGUCGAGACAGAUCAGUUUCAAUUUGGAUGACAACACUGAAAAGACCAAUGGUUGUUAUGCAUGAUUUGUUUGACCAAUCUGUGAUGGAUAUAUCGUGGAGUUCUUGCGGGUAUGAAAUGAUAGUUUGUUCCUCAGAUGGGACAGUCGCAUUUUUUCAGUUUGAGAAAAAAGAAAUGGGUGAUCCUAUGUCUGUCGAGGACAAGGAGCAACUUCACAAGAAGAUCUAUGGGACGUCAAUCGCCACGGUUAACAGGAACGUUGCUACCUCAAUCAUUGAGAAUCCUGAGAUGCUGAAAAUCCAACAACAGCAUAAAAUGAAAAAAGCUUUGGAGAAGAAAUCGAACGCAGGCGAAAAACCACCACCACCUCCUUUAAUACGAAAAGAUGACACUUCGGCCAUAGAUUCGCCUGGGACAAGCUUGUUGACUCCUUCAUCCAUGACCUCGCCUGUUCGAUCUGAACCGACACGAAUUGAUGUUUUAAAACAGCAGAUAGAAACGAGAACUAAAGAUGGCCGCCGGAGAAUAACUCCUCUGUUUGUGGCUGCUCAAGUUGAUAUUGGAGGUCCUCCUGUGCCCUUUGGAAGCUCCCCACUGAAGUCAUCAAGCGUAACUUCAAAUAUGCCCACAUCGUCACUGGAAAGCCGAAUAAGUGAAAAGACGCCAGUUUUGAGUGCGAUUGUCUCACCAGCGAAGAAAACAAACAACAACACAGCGACCCUCUCCAAGGUGACAUCUCUCUCUUCACCAACACCGCCCGCUCACUCCAGCCAAAAGUCAAACUCAUCCACAUCCAGUCCAGCCACGAUCUCCGUGAAACGAAAAGUCGAGAGUUCAUCAUCUCAAUCAAAACGGUCGAAGAAGGACAAGGAGACAGCUCCAAAGACUGUCUCGGCAUCGUCUUCUGCUUCAAAACAGAAAUCUUCAGAUGAUAAAAUCGAGCGUGAUGAAGUCGACACGUCAUUUAAUAAUUCGCAAUCCAUCGCUCUGCCAUAUCCUUCCCCUCAGAAAACACUUUCAUUGAAGAUUACAGGAGUGAUGCCCGAUAGCCCCGUCACUUUGCAAUUGGAAAAUAAUCUCAGUCAUUCGGCAUCAAAUCUUAACGUCCUAAAGUGUACGCAACCAGCAAAACUGAUUUGGGAGACCUGUAUAAAAAGUCCAGGAAUCGCGCUUGCCGGGAACAGAAACAUCGCUUGUGUUGCGUGUCAAGACAGAUCGCUUUGCAUAUUUUCGUCCAGCGGUCGAAGGAUCCUCCCGAACCUUGUGCUAGAUUCGUCUGUCUCCAUCCUUCAGUGCAACGUGUUCUACGUCAUGGUUGUGACGUCACGUGGUGGUGUUUACGUAUGGGACGCUCAAAAAAGAACUGCAAUUGUUAAAAAUGAAUCGGUCCAGCCUAUUUUAAGAGAUUCCGAGGUGACAAUUUCUCGGGCAGCGAUAUCGGAAAAAGGUUACCCAAUCAUCUCCCUAUCCACUGAAGCUUCUUACACAUUCAACGCUGAUCUUGGAGUUUGGGUGCAGUUAUCAAGCCCCGAAGAUCCUUUGCAGCUAAACUCAGAUUUCAAAUCAUGUUACAACACGCACGAAGUAAGCAAGUCGCAUGGGAUACUGGCCACGUUACAAGGACAAACUUCAAGGUUCAGUCGACCGGUCGGUCGCUUAUUUCGAUCAAGUUCUGCUCGUCCGCAGACGGCAACCAUCAGUCAUCUUGAGAAUCAGAUAUCUUCAACUCUUAUGCUUGGCUCUGAGAAGGAGUAUCAUUUCUGGUUCAUGACUUACGUCCGAUAUUUAGUACAAGAAGGAAUUGAUACGAGACUCCGCGAUGUAUGUAGCGAGUUACUGGGGCCGAGUUUCAGGUCUACAACAUGGGAACCAUAUAUUUUGGGAUUUCAAAAGAGAGAGUUGCUAAGAGAGAUUCUUCCAAUCAUUGGCACAAAUAUGCGACUACAGAGAAUGUUUACAGAGUACAAGGAACAACUCAGCAUCCUAUGACCUCAGCGUAUCCUUCGAGAUAUAAGCACCCAGGAUAUGAGAUGACCUUUAACGAUGUACAGACCUUCUAAAACUAAUGCAUUAGCUAUUUAUUCGUGUCACAAUUCUUUGGUAUCCAUGUAAAGGCGUACUUGUGGGUUAGGGGAAAGCGUGUAUAGAAAUAUAUUUAUAGAUAGCUAUUUUUAAAUAUAUGAAACUUCAUAUCUCCUCAAGAAGUUACACCUGACGAGCGUUACUAUAGUAAUCGAAGGCCAAAUGUCUUUUAUAUAGUCGGCUUUUAU